UGGGUGGAACCACCAUGGGAGUUGCCAAGAGGGCUACCUUGGUAGCAGUCAAGGUUCUUUCCGACGAUGGAUCCGGCUCUAUUGCAAACAUCGGUUUGGGUAUUGAAUAUGCAGUGAAUGACGCCAAGAGAAGAAACGCUAAGGCCGUCAUCAACAUGUCUUUGGGCGGUGGUGCAAGCACUGCUUUUGAUGAGAUGUGUAAUGAUGCUGUCAGAGAGGGCGUGACAAUGGUUGUCGCAGCUGGCAACUCUGGUGCUGAUGCAUGCUCAGAAUCUCCAGCCAGAGCCGCUGAUGUAAUCAGCGUUGCAGCAAGUGACAGCAGGGACGACCUGGCGAGCUUCUCGAACCACGGUAGAUGUGUGGACAUCAUUGCACCGGGAGUCGGCGUCCUUGGCGCACGCACCAAGACCAACUCUGGAUCUGUAGCCUACAGCGGAACAUCCAUGGCCGCCCCACACGUGGCCGGUGCCGUUGCGGUCUUCCUUGGUAACCAGUCUGGAAAUCCCACUCCUGCUGAAGUGAGAGAGUGGCUUGAGACCAACGCCAGCGAGGGCAAAAUCAAUGUCCCAACUGCUAGCCGCCCGGGGGCCAGUUGCUGCCAGACCACCACCCGCAACUGCAACAACAAGUGCCCCACUGUAAACAAGCUUCUGUACGUUGGCUGUUAGACCCCAUGGGAAGGCAAUACCUUAUGGAAAAGCAGAACUUAGGCAUAUAUUCGGUUUCACUUUUACUUGGUAAUUCUAACACUGGCAAAUUUCAAGAUAAUUCGAAUUUAACAAUGGGACUGUAAGCAUGGCUUCACGUACGUCAGUCCGGACAAUAAGUUUAUUUUUCUUCUCGGUGAAUUCAAGUUAUUCUUCAGGAAUAAAUUGCAUUGGAUGUGA
This is a messenger RNA of Lingula anatina, 887 nucleotides long. RefSeq lists its product as uncharacterized. Lineage: Eukaryota; Metazoa; Brachiopoda; Lingulata; Lingulida; Lingulidae. Gene Ontology annotation, molecular function: serine-type endopeptidase activity. Gene Ontology annotation, biological process: proteolysis. The record is from RefSeq and is a predicted model, not a curated record.